AUGUCCUACGACCUACUCGAACGACGCAGGUCGAGAUUCGUCCUCUGGAUCCCCGGACAGCCACCUGUACCGAGACCUCCUCAGCUUAUCAUCGGAACUAUAACCUCCACCUUUCCUCCGACUAUACCGCCGGCCUUCGUUCAAGUCUUCCGCGGUCCACUCGCGAGCACACUUACAGACCUCUGGGAGCUCGACCCAAAUGAGAUCAAACCUACGUUAAGCAAUGGCGUGUACCAUUACUGGUUCGAGGUCCGGGAUACAUCUCCAGAGAACCUGGGGAUUGUACAAGUGACAGACCCGAUCGCGUACGAUGUUGACUAUAGGGUCACGCAACCCACUGGAGACAAGGCCCAACCAGCUUCGGUGGUCAUGUUCAGGGAUGGGAAACUAUGGCCUUGCGACAGAUAUGGCACCGAGCCAGGUCAGGUGGCUGUACCUCCGCCAGAAAAUGUCCCGGACAACAACCAUUUAGUGAUCUAUGAAUUGCCAACUUCGUGGGCGAGGUACUCAACAAUUGGCAAUGUCGAAGUGGACAAAGGAACCUUUCUGGACGUCCUUGCACUAUUUGUCCCGGUCACCCCCGGCGAGCAUUUCAGGGGCGUCUCCGCGGUUGCCAACGGAGCCAUUCUCUCUGACCUGGGUAUAAAUGCCCUUGAGCUACUGCCGGCUGCAGACGCAAGUCCAACAGGGCAAUGGGGCUACGCAACCGCGAACUAUUUUGCUACGGACUUUGACCUUGGAACCUCAAGCAUGCUGGUAUCAUUGGUGGAAGAAAUUCAUUCUCAGAAGAUCCGGCUUUUCACCGAUGUGGUCAUGGCAUUUGGGCACGAUCCAUAUAUCUACAUCGCCUUCGACCAAUUUCAUAUUGACCCAAGAUCAACAGCCGAAUCCAGUAACCCGGAACGCUGGCAAUCGCACACCCCUCAUGCCAGCGAUGGCCAGCUCCGAGACGGCUAUGGUGGCAGGAACUGGCGCUACCUUCAGAACACGAGUAAUACAUAUGAUCCAGAGUCAGGCAAUGUUGACGACGUCUAUCCCUCUUGGGCAUUUCACAAAGCUCAUGUCCAGCGAUGGAUAUCAGACUUUGGUGUUGGUGGACUGAGGCUCGACAGUGUCAACAACAUUGCCAACUACGACUUUGUGAGAUCCUAUAAACAGCACGCCAUGGCUGUGUAUCAAGCAACGCACGGAAGGUCACCCAGCUCCAAGUUCCUUGUCGUCGGCGAAGAACUCAGCUGUCCACUCGACCUCAUUCAAACAGGGUGCCUUCAGGCAUUAUGGAACGAGCCCUUCCAAGCCCGUAUCAGAGCUGUCAUCAUGGGCAGGUAUCUGGACUAUGAUUUUGAGUCAACGGUCCGCAGGAUGGUUGACUGCAGACGAGAUCCCGAACACCCAUUUUGGGACGGAGCCCAAGCAGUUAAUUAUAUCACCUCGCACGACACCGAAGGCUACGGAACCCAGAAAGAGCGACUCUUCAACUUUCUUUCUGACAAUCAAGUUUCCGACAUGGAACGGCGUGCCAAGUUUGCCUUCGCGCUCCUUUUAACGGCGGUCGGGAUCCCGAUGAUUUUCGCAGGCGAGGAAUUCCUCGAUCAGAUGGACCGUGACAUCGCACACAAGCAAGACGACCCCGUCAACUACGAGCGCAAAUCCGAGGGUUGGCGUUCACGUAUUUUUGACUACGUCUCCACUCUCGUCAAGCUGAGGACGACUUGCCCUGCGCUUGGAGACAACGAUACUGAUUUCUUUCAUGUGGAUUCCAGCCGCGGCGGUAGGAUCAUGGCUUUUACGGACGAAGAUACCCCUGGUGCCGAGUAUUUUAUUCCGAAUUGGCCAGAGAGGGGGAGGGGCGAUUGGAGAGAGGUUACGCAGGGGAGAGAAGUGCCUGUUGAGUGGGUGGGCCGGGAGCCGUUGAUGCAUUGGGAGGUUAAGCAUUGUUCCCCGGACGACUGGUGGGGACAGUUCCACAAGGAAUGGAAGAGGCAAGAUAAGGUGUUCCUCGAUCGAUGUGGUGUUGACGCAGUACACCCGCCUCGCUUAAUAGCAGGUGAUUCAUUCAUUCGUUCUAACAACACUGCUCAGCGAGAGCUGGAAAGGCCAGGCCAGGGCUCCAACGAGCGAACGAACGAACGCUCUUUCCUUCUUUCUCAGGUCCAGGUCCGCAUCCUUUGCGAAUUCUACGUCUCGGGUACAAACAGAUACACUACCUUAGUCUUUCCGCCACCACCACCACCAACCAUGGCUGUCGCCACAGCUCGACCCAUCGGGCUCCGCUGGCGAUCCAAUACGCCGUUCAUCAUAUCCACCAUCGCCAUCGGCCUCUUCACUGACCUCUUCCUCUACGGCCUCGUCGUUCCUAUCCUUCCCUUCCUCCUGCAGAGCCGCCUAGGGAUCCCGCACUCGGAUGUUCAGAAGUACAGCUCCCUCCUCCUUGCAUGUCAUGCGGGUGCUUCAGUUCUCUGGUCCAUUCCGGCGGGGAUCAUUGUCGAUAGGAUUGGUGAGAGGAGAGGGCCGUUCCUGGUGGGCUUAGCUGCCUUGUGGGCGAGUACGGUGAUGUUGUAUGUCGGACGCAGCAUUGGGUGGUUGGUGGCGGCGAGGGUCUUGCAAGGGAUUAGUGGUGCUACUGUUUGGAUCGUCGGCCUAGCAAUGAUCCUCGAUACUGUUGGAAGUGCUAAGCUGGGACUCACCCUGGGGAGUAUACUAGGCAUCAAUGGGCUCGGCAACAUCGCGUCCCCCGUGUUGGGCGGGUGGGCAUACAAGAUGUAUGGUGAUAACGGCGUGUUUGCUAUUGGCUUUGGACUCCUGGCUAUCGACUUUCUCAUGCGGCUACUAGUUGUCGACAAGAAAGCCGCCAGCAAGUACGGAUCACGUCCUCGGUUUGCGGAUGAUAUCCACAAAAUUGACGGCGCGGGAGACUCGAGCUUCGUGGACGAUGGCGCUGCAGAAGUUGGAGAAACUGCCUCCCUCAUCUCACAAAACGCUCUGGAAGAGUACAGAAUUCCCGAGGAUUUGCCAGCAAUCGUUCUCAAAUUUCCCAUGAUCUACUGCAUGUCCAAUCCGCGGCUCCUGAUGUCCCAAGGCGCAGCAUUCAUGCAAGCGGUCGUCCUCACAAUUUUUGACGCCACGAUUCCGCCACAAGCUCAGGGUCUCUUUGGCUUCGACUCCUUCCAGAUCGGCUCACUGUUCUUAUCUCUCGCUCUGCCGUAUCUGUUCCUCGCCCCGGCAGGAGCAAAAGCAGUCGACAAGUACGGCGCCAAAUUCCCAGCUACCGCCAGCUUCGCAUUUCUUGCCUUCCCUCUGGCCCUAUUCCGACCACAGCCAGGAAGCGCCCUCGAAAUUGUGCGGUUCUGCGUCUGCGUCGCAUCGUCCGGAGCUGGACUGGGACUUAUCUCUGCUCCGAGCUUUGUGGAAGCGAGCGUCGUGACUGAGCUGUACCACAUGCAUAAUCCAGGGAGGUUUGGUGAGAAUGGACCGUACGCUCAGCUGUAUGCGAUCAACAGCAUCUUCCUGAGUCUGAGUCGUGCUCUCGGGCCCUUGAUGGCUGGGUACUUGAGCGUCACGCUUGGCUAUGGGAAUAUGAACGCUGUGCUGGCGGGAUUGUGUCUGUUGACUAGUGGGCUGUGCUUCUGCUUCCUUGGAGAGAGAAGGGGCAAUGCGAAGGGAGCCGUGAAGGAAGAUGGAGGAAACUGA
Molecule: messenger RNA, 3690 nt
Organism: Drepanopeziza brunnea f. sp. 'multigermtubi' MB_m1
Lineage: Eukaryota; Fungi; Ascomycota; Leotiomycetes; Helotiales; Drepanopezizaceae
Source: RefSeq, a predicted model, not a curated record